Molecule: messenger RNA, 894 nt
Organism: Ilex paraguariensis (yerba mate)
Lineage: Eukaryota; Viridiplantae; Streptophyta; Magnoliopsida; Aquifoliales; Aquifoliaceae
Source: the annotation of a GenBank genome assembly
AUGUAUCGUGUUAUCAAAGCUUAUACAGUGGAUCGAAGACAUGGGAAGAGGCCCUUUCCACUCGAUGAAUCGGAGGAAAAAAAGGAAGAACAGAUCUUCCCUAUCUACUCGGCUCGGUCGCAACAAGACAUGUCUGCUAUGGUCUCAGCUCUCUCUCAAGUUAUUGGAAACAAUAACAAUAAUCCAGCUUCUGUGCAUGGUGACCCAUUAAUCAUACCUCAAUCCGACACUGCAGAACAAAACCAAUCUCAAUCCGUUCAAGAACAAGUGAAACCGAGGGGAAGACACUAUAGAGGAGUGAGGCAGAGACCAUGGGGCAAGUGGGCUGCUGAAAUAAGAGAUCCAAAGAAGGCAGCAAGAGUCUGGCUCGGCACUUUUAACACCGCCGAGGCUGCGGCACUCGCAUAUGAUGAGGCAGCCCUUAGAUUCAAAGGAAACAAAGCAAAGCUCAACUUUCCCGAAAGAGUUCAAGGGAUAAACGAGUUAGGUUACCUGACAACUCGUCAUCAUCAAGACUUGAGCAUCGUCGUAGCCGAACAAGUACCUGACCCGGUUGUCCCUCCUCCUCGACCUCCACCGCAAGGAACUUAUCCCAAUCUUUUUAACUAUGCACAACUUCUUCAUGGAGGAGGCGGCGGCGAAUUAAGCUAUGGCUUCUCUAGUGUCUACCCUAGUAGAACAAAUGCUUUUCAAUCUUCAUCAUCGACAACUUCGUCAACAGAAUCUCAGCAGCAGCAACAACAAGAUUAUAUCAGAUAUCAAUCACAAUUUGGAAGCUCAUCUAGUGUUGAUCCUCCAAGGAAUUGGGAAGAAUCGGAUACGAGUACUCCAGAUUAGGGUAUGCACUAUGCAAGUUCACUUGAGGAGAGAGAGACCUUUAAAGAUGCACUUGUG